Messenger RNA from Suricata suricatta (meerkat), 1808 nucleotides. It is a transcript of the gene ERAL1, whose product is annotated as Era like 12S mitochondrial rRNA chaperone 1. Gene Ontology annotation, biological process: ribosomal small subunit assembly. The coding region runs from base 34 to 1347 and encodes 437 amino acids. Lineage: Eukaryota; Metazoa; Chordata; Mammalia; Carnivora; Herpestidae. The transcript is spliced from 10 exons. The record is from RefSeq and is a predicted model, not a curated record. Gene Ontology annotation, cellular component: mitochondrial matrix. Gene Ontology annotation, molecular function: GTP binding; rRNA binding; ribosomal small subunit binding.
CCUCGUCAGUUCCCGGAGUGCCUUGCGGCUGUAAUGGCUGCCCCGGGCUGGCGUGCUGCUAUGUUCUUUCGGGUGGUGUUCGGGGUCCGGCAGUUGGGCCUACACGCCGCGACGGGGUGGGUGACCGGGCUCUCUUCGCCCUUGGACUCUCAGCAGAGAUGCGUGUCGUGUUUCGCGGGCGCCGCCUUCUCUGGUCCCCGUCUGGCCUCGGCCUCUCGCCGUUAUGGCCAGAGCUCAGCCUUGGAUCGCUUCCUCGGACUCUCUCAGCCAGGCAGUUCCUUGACUUCUCACCCUCCCGCCGUGUCCAUGCACAGAGAUGAACAGGAUCUCCUCUUGGUCCAUCAUCCUGAUAUGCCCGAGAACCCCCGGGUCCUACGAGUGGUCCUCCUGGGUGCUCCGAAUGCAGGGAAGUCAACACUCUCCAACCAGCUGCUGGGCCGAAAAGUGUUCCCUGUUUCCAAGAAGGUGCACACCACUCGCUGCCAAGCUCUGGGGGUCAUCACAGAGAAAGAGGCCCAGGUGAUUCUACUUGAUACACCUGGUCUCAUCAGCCCUGUUAAACAGAAAAGGCACCAUCUGGAGCUUUCUUUGUUGGAAGAUCCGUGGAAGAGCAUGGAGUCUGCCGAUAUGGUUGUGGUUCUUGUGGAUGUCUCAGACAAGUGGACUCGGAACCAGCUCAGCCCCCAAGUGCUCCAGUGCCUGACCCAGUUCUCCCAAGUCCCUAGCAUCCUUGUCAUGAACAAGGUAGAUUGCCUGAAGCAGAAAUCCGUUCUCCUGGAGCUCACAGCAGCCCUCACUGGAGGUGUGGUCAACGGCAAGAAGCUCAAGAUGAGGGAGGCUGUUCGCUCACAGGCCAGCACUCGUUGCCCAGGCCCACCAGCUAAGGGCCCAGACAUACAGUCUGUGGGAGAUUCUCAGAAGGUUGGCUGGCCCCACUUCCAGGAGAUCUUCAUGUUGUCAGCCCUAAGCCAGGAAGAUGUGAAAACACUAAAGCAAUACCUGCUGGCACAGGCCCGGCCAGGACCCUGGGAGUUCCAUAGCAGAGUCCUCACCAGCCAGACACCUGAGGAAAUCUGUGCCAACACCAUCCGAGAGAAGCUACUAGAGCACCUGCCCCAGGAGAUACCCUACAAUGUGCAGCAGAGGACAGUGGUGUGGGAGGAAGGUCCAAGCGGGGAGCUGGUGAUCGAACAGAAGCUUCUGGUGCCCAAAGAAUCCCAUGUGAAGAUCCUGAUUGGUCCAAAGGGGCACUUGAUCUCCCAGAUUGCCCAGGAGGUUGGCCGCGACCUCAUGGACAUCUUCCUCUGCGAUGUUCGGCUCCGCCUCUCUGUGAAGCUUCUCAAAUGAGGACUCUCUGCUGCCUCUUCCAAGGCAUCCCAGCCAAAGAUGCUGGCAGGAGCCGCUGACCAGAAUGGCCCCUGCUCAGGGCCUGCAGGGACUGGCGAGGGGCAUGCUGCCUGACUGAUAACUGACUUGACCUUGCUUGAGUCUGCACAGCCCCUGCCUAGCCAUUUUCCCCACUGGAGGAAGGAACCAGCCUUAGCUCAGUUCUCAGGUAGUUCCUGUGCCUGGGGCCCCAGCUGCUUAGGUCUAGAAGUUGGUUCUUUGGUGGGAACAAUGCCACACUGCUUCGAGCUGGGAAUGAAACCAGAGUUUCUCCCUGAGGUGCCGCUUGUUAGCAGAGAGGUCUUUUUCCUGUCCCCUCAAUUCCUCUACCACGAAACCAUGUGUAAGGACUUAAGUGAGAUACUGCCCUGAGCCCCAUCCCUCUCCCUCGUCUUGAAUUCCAAUAAAUUAAAAGACAAGCA